AUGAGUCACUUUUCAGCUGUGGACUUUUUCAAUCGUAUAAAUUUGAUGUAUGGUACAGUUUCGGAUGUGUGCACUAAGGAAUCCUGCCCGACAAUGUCUGGAGGAUCGAAAUAUGAAUAUUUGUGGCAAGACGGUGCAGAGUACAAAAAACCGACUCGAUUGUCUGCACCUGAUUAUAUGGUAUUGCUGAUGGAUUGGAUUGAACUUAGAAUCAACGAUGAAGCUAUUUUUCCGACAUCUACCAACGUACCGUUUCCGAAAGAUUUUCCGUCAAGUCUGCAAGAAGAUACUCACGCGUCUCUUCCGCGUUUUUCGUUCCACGGUUAUACACCUUCAAUCACUCUUCGACCACGCUUUAGUCCAAACGAUUGGUGCGGAGCCGCACGUUAA
Molecule: messenger RNA, 390 nt
Organism: Cooperia oncophora
Lineage: Eukaryota; Metazoa; Nematoda; Chromadorea; Rhabditida; Trichostrongylidae
Source: the annotation of a GenBank genome assembly